AUGCAUUCCAGGCCUCACAUUCUACAAAGGGGGAACAACCAUUAUGCCUUUGGGAAUGGUCGUUUUGGACCUAGGGUUAAGAACCAUUUAGAUAAAGCUUUUGAAAAAAAUGCCCCUGUUAAAAAGAUAAUUGAUUUGGGUACUCCUUCAAGUGGCUCUCCAUCAACUAUAGAUGCAUAUGAGAGGAUGUUUUCAACCAUUCCAAAGUGUGCAAGAUUUGGAAAGCUUUUCAAGAAUGUGGACCCUAGAACCUGUGAAGAGAAGAAAAAUAUAGAUUGUGUUGAUGAUGGAAUUCAGCCAAUAGAGACAAAUCAAAAGAGUAUGACUAAAGAUGGUGACAUCACUUCCUUGCUAAAGCUUCUUAGGAAAAAUAAUGAUGAAGAUGCUCGAAAACUAGCGGCAAAGACUUUGUUUGAUAGGCAAAUGUUGGAGGAUUACUUCAUUGGAUAAACCUUUCUUAUAAUGAUGAGGCUCUUAAAUAUUGUAGAAGUUGGAAAAUGCAUUUGUGUUUCUCUUUUCCUCCUUUUUUUUUCGAGU
Cajanus cajan (pigeon pea) is the source of this 537-nucleotide messenger RNA. The record is from RefSeq and is a predicted model, not a curated record. NCBI's taxonomy places the organism in Eukaryota, Viridiplantae, Streptophyta, Magnoliopsida, Fabales, Fabaceae.